This is a messenger RNA of Rhincodon typus (whale shark), 1089 nucleotides long. Its product is annotated as probable G-protein coupled receptor 139. The coding region runs from base 1 to 1089 and encodes 362 amino acids. Gene Ontology annotation, molecular function: G protein-coupled receptor activity. The transcript has 2 exons. Gene Ontology annotation, cellular component: membrane. NCBI's taxonomy places the organism in Eukaryota, Metazoa, Chordata, Chondrichthyes, Orectolobiformes, Rhincodontidae. The record is from RefSeq and is a predicted model, not a curated record. Gene Ontology annotation, biological process: G protein-coupled receptor signaling pathway.
AUGGAUCAGAAUCUAAGAACGUCAGACUGGAAUGUUACAACAAUGGACAGGAGUUUAUCCCAGGAUGUUGGGUACCUUUCUACAUAUUAUGAUCAAUGGUCAUUAUCACUGCGGAUCCUAUAUGCACUUUACAUUAUUCAAUAUUUUUAUUAUCCUUUCCUGGCUAUCCUUGGUGUCCCUGUUAACGUUGUGACGAUCUUCGUCCUGUUUUAUAAAGAUUGUGGAUUGUCUCCAUGUGUCAGUCGUUACCUGGUGGCCAUGGCAGUGAUGGAUCUACUGGUCAUUAUCCUUGACCUGAUGUGGAGACACAUUCCAAUUGUUUAUCGGGAACAGGUUUAUUUCUUGUUGUACAUCCCUGUGUGUAAUAUCCACGCUGUCCUCCUUUAUGCAGCCACUGACUGUUCUGUCUGGUUCACUGUCACUUUCACCUUUGAUCGAUUUGUGGUCAUUUGUUGCCAGAAGAUGAAAAGUAAAUAUUGCAGUGAGAAAACGGUGGCUGUGGUUCUGGGAACAGUGACUGUGCUGAGCUGUUUAAAAAACAUUUUCUGGUAUUUUAUGCUCACAGGUCAAUAUUUGCUGGAGAAAUCCCCCCAGCUUUGUUAUGUAACAAUAACAGUUCUUUACUCUCGUGUCUGGGUUACAAUCGAGUUCCUCCACAACAUUCUAAACCCAGCUCUCCCAUUUCUCCUGAUUCUGCUUCUCAAUGUUUUCACCGUCAGACACAUUUUAGUGAUGAGCAAAGCCCGUAGCAGACUCCGGGCUCACACCAAUAGGGAUGGUCAGUGUGACACUGAAAUGCAAAAUCGAAAAAAAUCCAUCAUUUUACUGUUUGUGAUCUCGGCCAACUUCAUCCUCUUAUGGUCAACGUUAAUGGUGUUUUCCUUGUGGUAUCGGAUGUGGUUUAUUGGGUAUGACGCUAUGUAUCUAGAUUAUUUUGUGCGAGACUUGGGCUUCAUGCUGCAGCUCCUCAGUUGCUGCACAAAUACUGCGAUUUAUGCUGUGACCCAGGCUAAGUUCAGACAACAGCUGAACAAUGUGCUGAAAUAUCCUUUUACUCAAAUUAGUCAAUUAAUCAAAUUGAUUAAUUAA